This is a messenger RNA of Penaeus chinensis, 2511 nucleotides long. RefSeq lists its product as uncharacterized. The coding region runs from base 206 to 2275 and encodes 689 amino acids. NCBI's taxonomy places the organism in Eukaryota, Metazoa, Arthropoda, Malacostraca, Decapoda, Penaeidae. The transcript is spliced from 6 exons. The record is from RefSeq and is a predicted model, not a curated record.
AAAUUGUUAUUUAUGAUAAUGGAAUGGUACGUGACCAGAUAUUAUGAAGACGUGGCACUGGCACUGCUAUGGAUGCUUCUGUGAACUGAAGUAUUAUGAAGUAUUCAAUAUAUGCAAGUGUUGAAAAUGCUUUCGGAUAUAAGCUACUGAAUAUGUGACCUGGCGAAGGCUGUUUGCGUCUCGCGGAUUCUCGUCGCUGGCCGUCAUGUUCGCAGUCCUGCUUCUUCUAAUGUGUCUCGGUGGCGCUGCGGCGUGUGGCUGCCCUGGCACCAACCAAGUCUACAUCCUACACAAAGCCCCCAUGACCGGCUGGUACACAUUCGUUCCGGGCGAGGGUUUCCAGCUGGUGGCGAACCUGGAGGGCGAGGCAGAGAUCAAAUACAACCUGGUGUAUCUGAGGACGCGGCAGGUGUGGGUGAUAAAGGAAAUUAGGUCUCCUAUGGUUAAUGACCUGUUCACCUGGAAUUCCACUAGUGCUCAUGGAGAAGGAGUCAACAACGUGAAAAUAUAUUGUCCAGGCCCCUGCACUUGUCGCAAGGUGAAGGUGAGGGGCGAGAGAUGCUUCCGCGGCUACUACGGGAGGACCGACGUCGUAGAGCAACUCAAGGAAGAGGAGACUACCAGACUCGAGCAGGAGGCACUGGCGAAGGCAAUGAGCCUGACGAAGGGCUUCAGCUUGAUAACGCCAUCGCCUCGCCAGCUCCCCCCGACGGUCGUGAACGGCGAAGAUGCUCUCGUGUCGCUCUUCAGGCAGAUGAACGGAAAAGACAAGAACAAGAAUCCCCCGAAGUUGAGGAUCCAGUCGCCCUCCACCACGACCAGGAAGUCCCUCUCGCGUGUGAAGCGGUUCUCGGUGCCCGGGCAGAGAGGCAGGGACCAACGGGCGAACAUGGACUACUUGCAGGGGUUGUUGGGCGGUCAGUUCAACCUCGAGCACGAUGGCCUACAAAAUGGCCGGGAAAAGGGCUGGCAAGACGAACACCAAAUUGGCCAAGUAGACAAUUCAUUAGAUGAGCCAGAUGGUGAUCAUGACAUGUUUGAUAUUCUCCUAAACGACCAGCAUGAUGAUCAACUAAACAGUGGCCAGAAAGGUGAACCAAUAAAUAGCUGGCAAGAUGUUCAGGUAACUAACCGACAAGUUAAUAUGCUAAAUGACCGGCAAUCUGAUGUGUUAAAUGGCCAGGUUUAUAUGUUAAAUAGCCGGCAAGUUGAUAUGUUAAAUGGUCGGCAAGCUGAUAUACUAAAUGGACGGCAAGCUGAUAUGUUAAAUGUCCGGCAAGCUGAUAUGUUAAAGGGUCGGCAAGCUGAUAUGCUAAAUGGACGGCAAGUUGAUAUGUUAAAUGUCCGGCAAACUGAUAUGUUAAAUGGUCGACAAGCUGAUAUGUUAAAUGUCCGGCAAGCUGAUAUGUUAAGUGGGCAGCCAAUUGACCUGCUACAUAGCCAUGUAGAUCUGCCAAACACCCGACAAGUAGAUAUGUUAAAUAGCCAGCAAGCUGAUACCUUACAUGGCAGUCAAAUUGAGAUGUUAAAUGACCGACAAACAGAUCUGCCAAAUAACCGACAAUACCAUAUGCUAAAUAGCUGGCAAGGGAGUCGACAAGAGGACCAGCGAGAUGCUCGCCAAAACGAACGCAAAACCGCCGCCCCAAACGAUCAGGAAGACGACCCACUAACUCGCCUGCUUUUCGCCCAGUCACAAGUCCGGCAAAGAGACAGUUUCCCGCUUUUGAGUAGCAAGUUACCCAAGAAACCUGCACCGAAGAAUAUCAUCCUCCAGGAAACACUGGACAUGCUGAAUAAACUCUUAGAGUGUGUAUUGUCUCCACCAGAAACAUUCUCCUCAACGACCGAAAAACCGACCAAGUCGUGCGCAUCGGGAACACACCCAGUUUCCGCCAAGGUUAAAUCGAAGCCACUGCCUAACCGAUCAGACACUGGGCGCACCAGAAGGAAUUACAAUUUGACAAUGUUGCAAAGUUUUAAUAAUCUGCAUAUCGACGGUCAGGAUAGCGAGAUCGAUGAGGAAGAAACCGUGAAGUGCCAGCCUGAUGUUUACGCUUACAUGGGCAACGCGGAAUACAGAAUUGCUCGUACUGAAACAGGCCACUUCUGGUGGAUAGGAAUGGGGAAUGAUUUGUUCGCAGUCAGUGAUGAAGGAGGGCCGUGUGUUGACCAGCUGCCUGCAAACACCAAGUGGAUGACAGCAGUAGACAGAAAUGCAGUCAAGAGCAACGAAAACGUGACAGUACAGUGUGUUGACUGGGAUCCAUCAUAACCCAUCAUGUAUAUAUUUUCGAGUUUGUCAUUUUUUCUUUCAUUCACAAUCUGUGUCUUUUUCGAGAGGUCAGUUCUUUGCAAAAGUUGUUAUUCUUGUUUAAAUUAUUUUAUUAUGUAAUGCAGUAUAUUGUUAUAUAUUAGGUUAUUGUAUAUUUAAAGAGACUUCCUUGUCUAGCAUGAUAUCUGCAUUUUCUGACUUCGAGUGAUGAUUUACCAGUUAUGAAUAAACGAUAC